Messenger RNA from Mixia osmundae IAM 14324, 1467 nucleotides. RefSeq lists its product as uncharacterized. The coding region runs from base 1 to 1467 and encodes 488 amino acids. The transcript has 2 exons. Gene Ontology annotation, biological process: DNA-templated transcription. NCBI's taxonomy places the organism in Eukaryota, Fungi, Basidiomycota, Mixiomycetes, Mixiales, Mixiaceae. Gene Ontology annotation, molecular function: zinc ion binding; DNA binding. The record is from RefSeq and is a predicted model, not a curated record.
AUGGGGUCCAAUUCGCUCAUAUCGGCUUGGAUUACGCUCGGCUUGGUCGUCCGUCGAGCGCAAGAUCUUGGCUGCCAGCGACAGAACAACCAGAUCUGGACAACGACAGUCUUACGCGAUCAGCUACGGAAGCGACUCUUCUGGACAAUCUACAUUGCCGACAGAAAAUUGAGCGCUGUUCUUGGCAGACCGCUGGCUCUUCAUGACGAGGAUAUUGAUGUCGAGCUGCCGCUCGAAAUCGAUGAUGCGGCGCUCACGCAAUUGAGCAACGAAGAAAUAUCGCCGGCUACCAGCUCGCCCAACCUGAUCACAGGUCUCAACUGUCAAGUAAGACUGGCACAGAUCUGCGGCAGGGCGUUGAAUACGGUGUACUCGAUCAAGCGCGACUCGAAGAAGAAUAACGAGCCAGUGGACCUGAAACCGAUCGCUGGCCUCGAUUCUGCCCUCAACGAAUGGCUGAGCAAUCUUCCUGCGCAUCUGCAAUGGGACCCCAAACGUGCACACCGAACAUUCGGCGUUCAAUCAGCAGAAUGUCUUUUGAAUUACUACGAGCUACAGAUUCUCGUCCAUCGAGAUUUACUGGCGCCUGAACAGCGCACCGACAUCGGAUACCCCUCAUUAGCGAUCUGCACAAACGCAGCUCGCUCCAUCGCUCACCUGCUAGAGGGCACCAGACGCGCGCAGCUGCUCGAGCGUUGCUGGCUCACCGCCCCAUUCGCAGCCAUUUCUGCCCUCUUGAUUUUACUCGUCAAUCGAUCGAGUCCGAGCGCGUACAGAGGCCUGUCAGGAUCAUCUCUGAUGGAAAUGCCGAAGCUCGUGGACGCAUUGGGUGUGCUCGCUCAGCGGACCUUUGUUGCACAGCGUCUGUACGCUAAAAUCAAAGUCAACAUGACUAUGCAUGGCUCUGGUCCAGACUCAGAGAUCAAGAGAGCCAGAGAAGCAUCCACUGGCCCACCUUUGCAGCACGAAGACGUGAAUGACGUGCCGCCUCGGAAGCGAGAACGUCAGCCCGAGCUAGUCGUGCCUGACGCGUCGUCCAAUACCCGAGAUCUAAGAAUGGACACAUUCAACAGGGAUCCCUGCUUCGGGCUCAGCAGCACAUCACCCACAACUGCAACGCAGGCCUCCUCCGCAGCGUCGCAGCCCUCCUCCGCAGCGUUCUACGAGCAGAUGCUGUCGCUCUCAGAUUUUACCCCGUUCUCCCAAACAGACACCCAUCAUCAGCCGCCCGUCGAGUCGGGACUGACCGAUACAUCCACUGUAGGCUAUGGUACUGGCUCACGAAUCACGACCAAUCUCGGGCAUUCGCAGCACGGUCGUUUCUCGACCUAUCAGGCUCCCGCUACACCUCCACUCGUGUUCAAUAACGAUUGGUUCGACCAGCCGCAAUACUGGGCAAAUCUUGCAUCCGCAUACGCCUCACCUUCGCAGUUCAACGCAUAUUCUGCAUUUCAGUCACCACCGUAG